Paramuricea clavata is the source of this 188-nucleotide messenger RNA. The record is from the annotation of a GenBank genome assembly. Lineage: Eukaryota; Metazoa; Cnidaria; Anthozoa; Malacalcyonacea; Plexauridae.
AUGGAGAAUGAAAUGGAACGUGAACAAGACUAUGACAUGGCUAACGAGGGAGAUGUGGAGUUUUGCGAGCCAGAAAUUGUUGUUGAAGACGUGGAGUUCGAAACACCAAGUGACUCAAUCGACUAUGUAUUAUAUAACCUCGAUGUUUCUGUGUUGAUACGGAAAGUGAUGAAGACGACGCUGAAUUU